AUGUUAAAAGUACGUGGAUUUUCUCCUUGUCUUAAUCUAGCUUCUACUAAAUUUUUUAAUGCCUAUCAACCUUCUCAACCAUUUUUGCUUCCAACGACCAUUGUAGCUUCAAGUCAACGAGGUUUUCCUGCUCGUGGGACAAAACCAAAGAAACGAUUGAAUUUUGACUUUGAACACUUGAAAGAAAUAACAAAUGACGAAUACACAAUAAAACCACUUAAAAUUCGAAGGAUGGGAGGCCGAGAUCCAGAAACUAAACGAAAGUCCAAUAUUCACAUUGGACCAGGAGUGAGAUUUGAUUAUUUUAUGUUGGAUCUGCAUAGAAGAGGGCCUGCAAAUCCUGAGGAAACCUAUGAUGAGAGGGUAAUCGAGGUGCGUCAAGAUCCAAACAGAACACCGCAUUUGGCAUUGGUAGCAGGGGCCAAGGGAAAACGUUGGAUUUAUGCUACUCAAGGAAUGAAAGCCGGCCAGAUUAUAAGCACAUCAAGUCAAAUUCCAAAAUAUCCAACGCCUGGCAUUGAGGGAAAUGCAUAUCCACUAGGUGCUCUCUCGGAAGGGACUCUUGUUAAUACAGUCGAACUCUUUCCAACUGAAAAAUCGCACGUUUGUAUAACCGAAGCUGGAUCAUGUGGUGAAAUUGUUAGACAACAGGAUGAUUUUACUAUUGUAAAAAUGCCUAAUCAACAUGAAUAUGCGCUUAAAAAGACUUGCAUGGCAACUGUUGGAAAAUUGUCUCAUGAGGAUUACAGAUCAAAAAUUUAUGGUUCUGUCCAGAUGUAUAGACGUUUUGGUCAUCGAAUGGCUGGUAGUGAUCAUAAACCGAAAGACUGCUAUCAAGGCCGUAGAAUUCGUCCUUUACCGCCUGUUAGAGUUUUUGCUGAAGAAAAACCACCCCCUCCGCCUAAACAAAAGUUUACUUUUACCCGAAAGCAGCUUAGCGGUUUGUAUGGAAAUGCAGCAGUUGAUCCAUUAGUUGCUGAAUUUAAUAAUGUUAGCGUUCAUGAAUUGGCUGCGAUAUAUUCUAUUGAUGUUCGAUUGGUUGCUGUCUCAAAGACAUUCCCUGUCGACUCAAUAAUUGCGUGUUAUGAAAAAGGUCAAAGACAUUUUGGAGAAAAUUAUAUAGAUGAAUUGGAAUCAAAAGCUAAAGAAUUGGUUUCUCGUGGAGUUAAUGAUAUUAAUUGGCAUUUUAUUGGAAGGCUACAAUCUAAUAAACUCAAAAAAAUAUGUGAGAUUCCUGGCUUGUGGUGUAUUGAAACAUUGGACAAUAAAAAGCAUGCUGAUUUGCUUCAAUCGAUUUUGGGUAAAGAUAAAAAGCCUUUGAAAGUUUUUAUUCAAGUAAACACAAGUGGUGAGAAAAAUAAAGGAGGUGUGGAGCCUGAAGGACUUGAUGAGUUAGUUGACCAUGUUGAGGAGAAAUGUUCAUAUCUUUCACUUAUUGGUAAUUUUUGAGGAAAAUAGGGAUGGAUGUUGGUGUUUUUCGAUCUCGGCGCUGGGCCCUUUUUUUCAAACCUGCUGCUCUAAGCGUUAGGCUAGCCGAUCAAAUUAACGCCACUGUAAAUUAUAUGGUUAGAAAGAUCGAACCGGGCCUCGAUUAUUGGCCCGAGAAAGACUCAAACGGUCCGGUUCGAUAAAAAUGACGCCCUAAAAAAUGAUUUGAUGUCGGCCCGGUUCGAAAAAUC
Messenger RNA from Meloidogyne enterolobii, 1679 nucleotides. NCBI's taxonomy places the organism in Eukaryota, Metazoa, Nematoda, Chromadorea, Rhabditida, Meloidogynidae. The record is from the annotation of a GenBank genome assembly.